AUGGAUCCACUCUCACAACUGCCCCUGGAAUGCCUCCAGAUCAUCCUCCAGCUCCUCGACGAUGACAACGACCUCACCUCUCUAGCAGUUCUCCUUCGCACCAACAAGUACUUCUCCUCGACCGUUCUCCCUUACCUCUACCGCGACCCCUUCCGCAAGGACUUUCAUUCAACCAGGUCACGGCAGAUGGGAAUCGCAAAGGAUCUCUCGAGCGGAAGGUUGCUUGCCCGCAUGCUGCUCAGUCGGCUCCCUCCUACCAGUCUACCUACCGCCCUCACGCUGGCACUUGCACCCUCUACAACGCCGAAGCAGAGUGGGAGGAAUACCAGGAAGAGUCUCUCGACCGCCUUCUCACUCUUUGCGCCUUUUACUACGAAAACGAGCAUAAAAAACACCGAUACUACUACUGGCACUACCACCAGUAAAAACAACAGCUACUACUCGGCACUGGACUAUCUCGCACAUAUUCGCCACCUCGACAUGCGACCAUGGUACGCUGAGGUGGAUUGUUGCCAGGCGCACAAGAUCGGUACCCCCCUCACCCACGCCCAGAAGGAGUACACUAAGAGCGACGAAUUCAACAAGUUCUACAACGCUCACCCCUUCGCGCCCACCUUCAGCAACAACUGGCGAUCCAAUUCCACGAGCGUCCAAUUUUACUACCACACCAUUCUCCACCACGAGGUCCCCUGGUCAUUGGGCUUUUUUAUCCUCGAGCAGUUACAGUCUUUAACCAUCCACCGUGUAUACAGCAUCAAGCAUUACAUCAACGUCGUCAACCGGCUCAAGAACCUGGAGAAGGUCGAUUUUUUGCUGCGCGAGAUCUAUGAGGAAGAGUUCAAUCAUGGCGGAGGGGAUGGCGACGUGACCGAGCAGCUGGAAAAGACGAUACAACAGGAUGUGGUCCAGUUUGUUCAGGACCAUGCCCGACUCUUCCCUGGUCGUCUGAAGACUGUCGUCUGCUUCGAGGGUGACAGCCACUGGUCUGAUCAGGCGUUCGUCAAGGGGCUGCAGGCGGAGAUUUACCGUGUCAUCCCUCCUCUCGUAGAACCAACUCACCUCGGACAGGACAAUUGGCCAAGGUUCUGGGCGAAUCCUGGUGCAACGAAUGUGAUGAAAGUCCAGAGGAUCAAUGGACGGGAACUGCCGGAGACAUGGGUCGAGACCAUAUUGAACGACCGGCCCUUGCUGGAGCGAUGCCGUGGUCUGAAGUAUCUCGAGAUUACGACCUCUCAAUAUGAUGUUUUCGACUGGGCCGUUCAGGAGAGACGUAACAGGGAGGAAAGUCUUGGCAGGAUCAUCACAACUGGAAAUGUUCACAACGGACAAGGAUCUUUGCUGGAACCGGGACCGUGUCAGCCAUCUGGACUGGUCCCGCUCGAGCAAGUCGAACUCAAACUCUUCCUUAGUCCGCCCAACAACAUUACAAAGUACACUACUCAGCACAACAGCGUCAUUGACAGUCUUGCCUUUGCUUUCGGCCAGACCCUCCGACAAUUCAUAGUCUCGACACCGUACGAGGAAAGCACAAUCGAUCAACUUCACCUACAUAUCGGUCGAGGCUGGGUCGACCUCCGGGCAUUGACGCAUCUGGAGCUGAAAAUGGCCGUGAAUCGAUUGAUAGUCGAUCCUCUUCUACUGACCUACUGCCCCAAGCUGACGCGCCUCCGGAUGACCGACUAUUCCAAGGAGUACAGCUGUCAGGAUGUCGUACCCUGUCAGCCCGCUGAUAUCUCUGGACUUCAAAUUCUGAGAUUGAGCGGAUGGCCCGCGCUCACCUUCAACCCUGCAACACUUUCUUCGACACCAAAGCUCACAAGUCUGGAAUUUUCGAUUGGCAGGUCGACGGAUCAGGGGAGACAAAGAGUUGGGUUUAUUCCGCCACUGGGGGAGCUCAACCGGUCCUAUGGAAUUCGAGGCGAUUCUUUCCAGGUGGAGGAGCAGGCGGGAGUAUCGAUAAUACGGCCUCAUUGGUCCUGGGAUUGGAACCUUCCCCUCAUGACGGAGCUGAUUCUGACGAGUGAGUUUGCGCUGCUAUUCGAGUUCAGGAUGCUGCAUGGGUGCCCAGCUCUGGAAGCGUUGACUCUGGAUAUUCGAUCAACAGGACGAGAUGUUCACACCAGGAUUCUCUCAGAGGCAGACUUGAUUGUGCCGGUCCUGCAAAGCACGACGACACCAAGCGGCGUGUCGUCUUCUCCACCACCUUCGCCAAUACCAUCGCCUACGCUGGACAAGGCCUCAGAGCAAAUUGUUCUCCACAAACUCAAAAGGUUGAACCUGCACGGGAAAUGGAUGAUGCUCGACACCCAGUGCCUCUCCCACUUCCUCCAGAUCCUCUUUCCAAACCUCCAGCACCUCCAAAUGGAAGGAUGGUCAUUCCAGACCCUCAAGACCUUCCUCCUCACAAUCAAGGAAAACACGCUCGCGAGACGACCGACAUUGUCACGCGCAGUAAGGUGCCUUCGGAUCGAUAUCUCGGCGAUGAGUGCGAAACAACAGGGCGAGGUCAAGAUGAAGUAUACGAAUACUUCUAGGCAUGAGGAUGAAGAUGAGACGUGGGAGGAGGAACAGGAAGAGUUCUUUAAACCGUAUGCGGCCAAAGUUAUGCAAUGCUGGAGUUAUAACACGAAUGAGUAUAUUUUCGUGGGUCACGAUUCUGGACGCUGGGGGAGGUGUAAGGAUACUUUUGAGCGGAGGUGA
Messenger RNA from Linnemannia hyalina, 2700 nucleotides. The record is from the annotation of a GenBank genome assembly. Lineage: Eukaryota; Fungi; Mortierellomycota; Mortierellomycetes; Mortierellales; Mortierellaceae.